CCGUCGCUCUCCCUCCAGAAGAAAACACCAAACAGACGGAGUCCAUUCAAACCAGCACACCGAGAAAAAGACCCAAACCACCAGAGGAGGAGUAUUCAGAGCCCGGAACAGGUGGAAGGAAUACAACUUGUUGGUUUCUUUUUAUCUUUCGAAAACAACUAAAAAGGAAUGAUGAGGAUUUUCAGCGCUGCGCUCCUGAUGCUCGUUCACGCCUUGGUGGUGUCCAGAACGACCAGUGGUGCUGCGGUGGACAGGUAUGAGAGUGACAGGCAGCGGCACACCGCAGUCAUCAACUUCAUGGACACAACCAAAGACAGGAGGUCAGAGGAUGCGAUCACAAGGGCGACGACGGUGGAGUAUGGCUGGGGAGGCGAGGAAGAGGAGAACGACGAUGAAUACUACUAUGGAGACGAGUAUGAAGACGGCAUGUCUGGAGACUAUGACAUGGUGCCACGAGUGUCCAAGUCGAGCCAACCCCAAGACCCGUCUGCCAUCCUGGAGACUGAGAGCACAGAAGGAAAGAGGAGGACAGUAAAGGGGAGAAAGAGGGCGAAAGGAAAGGGAAGAAAGAGGAACCCAUGCCUGAAGAAGUACAAGGAUUUCUGCAUUCAUGGCACCUGCCAGUACCAUAGGAACAUCCGCCAACCGGCCUGUGUGUGCCACCCGAACUACUCUGGCGAAAGGUGUCAGUUCAUCACGCUGCCUGUGCACUCCCCCGAGGGAUACAACCGGACAACGGCUCUGGCUGUGGUGGCCGUGGUGCUGUCGUCCGUGUGCCUCACCAUCAUUGGUCUUUUAUUAAUGCUCAGGUUUCACAAGCGAGGGGCUUAUGACGUAGAGAGCGAGGAGAAGGUCAAACUGGGGUUAUCAUCCAACCACUGAAGAGACAAUGAGAGGCAAAGAUGCAGAAAUUCUACCUCAAAAUAGAAAAAGAGAAGGGAACCAGAGAAAGAGGAGGUCCUACAGGAAAAAAGGAACGUAUGCAAAGAAAAGGAACAGAGGGUGUUGUCUGUGUGAUCCUCCACCGGACGUUCAGGCGAACCUGUCCCUGUAGAACUCAGAAGUGAAAGCGGGGGCCGUCUGUUACUGGAAUACUCAAUGGCCCCAGACGAUGGAGCGGAGACGUGACGAGUGUGAGGUGAUGAACAUGAAGGA
Messenger RNA from Limanda limanda (common dab), 1155 nucleotides. It is a transcript of the gene hbegfa, whose product is annotated as heparin-binding EGF-like growth factor a. NCBI's taxonomy places the organism in Eukaryota, Metazoa, Chordata, Actinopteri, Pleuronectiformes, Pleuronectidae. The record is from RefSeq and is a predicted model, not a curated record. The transcript has 6 exons. Gene Ontology annotation, biological process: positive regulation of cell population proliferation; epidermal growth factor receptor signaling pathway; positive regulation of mitotic nuclear division. The coding region runs from base 169 to 882 and encodes 237 amino acids.